AUGUGGUCAUGCGACGAUGGCAACCUCGUGAUCCCAUGGAAUGGAGGCAAACCGCUAAUGGCGCCAAGCCUAACUGCCAGGCCGUUCCCCCUUCCCUCCCCUCGCCUCUCCGGCGCCAAGAGCCAUCGCCUCCUCCUCGGCGUCAGAUGCGGCUCCGGCUCCGGCUCUCCCGGAAGCGGCGAUGACGACGCACCGCCGGUCGUCAGGGCGGCGGUCAGCGCCGCCACUGAGCUCCUCAGGGCCCUCUCUCCCAAGAAGCCAAGGCAAGCUGUCGAAGCCGUCGACGCAGAGUUGGAGUCGCCUCGCAGCGUCGAGGAAGUGGUGGCUGUUCUUGAAGCCGACUACCGGCGUGCUUAUUUCCUUACUGGGAACUUCACUUUGGGCAUAUAUGCUGAAGAUUGCUUGUUUGAAGACCCGACGAUAAAGUUCCGUGGAAGGUCUAGAGAUACUCCCAGAAUCUGGAUUUGUUAG
Molecule: messenger RNA, 471 nt
Organism: Triticum turgidum subsp. durum (durum wheat)
Lineage: Eukaryota; Viridiplantae; Streptophyta; Magnoliopsida; Poales; Poaceae
Source: the annotation of a GenBank genome assembly